Molecule: messenger RNA, 4112 nt
Organism: Lynx canadensis (Canada lynx)
Lineage: Eukaryota; Metazoa; Chordata; Mammalia; Carnivora; Felidae
Gene: NDST2
Product: N-deacetylase and N-sulfotransferase 2
Exons: 16
Coding region: 948-3599 (883 amino acids)
Cellular component (GO): Golgi apparatus
Molecular function (GO): deacetylase activity; heparan sulfate N-sulfotransferase activity
Source: RefSeq, a predicted model, not a curated record
GCCUCUGCGGGCGGGGCGCGCAGCCCGCCGUCUCGGAGGCCGAGGCUCGACCGAGCGCUACGGAGGACUGUUCGGCCGCCCAGCACCUCGGCAGUGCAGCUGCCAGGCCCGGACUCUGCGGGGACCUGAGGGGCGUCACGAGCGGCAGCGAGCCGCCUCCCCCCACCCCGGGUGGGAGCGGUGGUUGGGCCCGGCUGCGGCAGAGCGUUCUCUCGGAGAUGGCGGAGCCGCCGCGACGCGGCCCAAGGCCCCGAGAGCUGGGAAGCCGGGCAGCCCCGGGACGCGGCGGAGCCCGGGGACAGCGGGGACGCCGCCUAGUCCGCCGGGUGUGAAGCCAACAUGCAGUGGUUAAGAACACGGGCUGUGGAGCUCUACAGGCCUGACUUUGAAUCCCAGUUCCUCCACUGACUGAGCUGUGUGAUCCUGGGCAAGUGACUAAGCUUCUCUGGACCUCAAAUUACUCACAUGUAAAAUGGGGAUAAUAAUAGUGUCUGCCUCUUACCUACCUUCCAGGGCUGAUGUGAGCAUUAAAUAUAUGGAAAGCUCUUGGAAGAAUGUCUGACAAAGAGAGCUUUUUUUUUUUGGAGAACAAAUCAUCCUGUGAGCAGGAGAUAGUGAGGGCAGGGAUUAUGAACUUUGUUGACCUCUAAUGUGAGGAGCCCAGCAGGACCAAGAGUGGAGCCUGGCUAGAUUUGCAUCCUGAAGCCAUGGACCAGGGGGCCAUGGUGACUUGAGACCAGUGGACUGUGUCCAGUUGCCCCUCGUUGCCCCUUCUAACUCCCCUACCCUAAAGUAAGGGGAGUUGGCUCCAACUUUUCAGGGAACUAACCCUGAGGAAAUCAUUUUCCCUUACUUUCCUAUCCUACCCUCUUAAGAGAGCCCAGCCUAUAGAACUCCUACCUCCCAUCCCCUGAGGUAGACCCCAUCCCUGCCUCCCCUUCCCCGCCAUGCUCAAGCUGUGGAAGGUGGUACGCCCAGCUCGGCAGCUGGAACUGCACCGCCUCAUACUGCUGCUGAUUGCUUUCAGUCUGGGCUCCAUGGGCUUCCUGGCUUACUACGUAUCCACCAGCCCCAAGGCCAAGGAACCCUUGCCCCUGCCCUUGGGAGACUGCAGCAGUGGUGGGGCAGCUGGCCCUGGCCCUGUACGUCCACCAGUCCCACCACGGCCCCCCAGGCCACCAGAGACAGCUCGAACUGAACCUGUGGUCCUUGUGUUUGUGGAGAGUGCAUACUCACAGCUGGGGCAGGAGAUUGUGGCCAUCUUGGAGUCUAGUCGUUUUCGUUAUAGCACUGAGCUAGCACCCGGCCGAGGGGACAUGCCCACACUGACUGAUCAUACCCGUGGCCGCUAUGUCUUGGUCAUUUAUGAAAACCUGCUCAAGUAUGUCAACCUGGAUGCCUGGAGUCGGGAACUGUUAGACCGGUACUGUGUGGAGUAUGGUGUGGGCAUCAUUGGCUUUUUCCGAGCCCAUGAACAUAGCCUACUGAGUGCCCAGCUCAAGGGUUUUCCCCUUUUCCUACACUCAAACUUGGGGCUCCGGGACUACCAAGUGAAUCCUUCUGCCCCCUUACUGCAUCUCACACGCCCCAGCCGCCUGGAACCUGGGCCGCUGCCUGGUGAUGACUGGACCAUCUUCCAAUCCAAUCAUAGCACAUAUGAACCAGUGCUUCUUGCCAGCCUUCGGCCAGCUGAAUCCCCUGUGCCAGGACCAGUGCCUCGCCGGACCCGGCUUCCCACUGUCGUACAAGACCUGGGGCUUCAUGAUGGCAUCCAGCGGGUGCUCUUUGGCCAUGGCCUUUCCUUCUGGCUCCACAAACUUGUUUUUGUUGAUGCUGUUGCAUACCUCACUGGCAAGCGCCUCUGCCUAGACCUUGACCGCUACAUCUUGGUAGACAUUGAUGACAUCUUUGUGGGCAAGGAAGGUACCCGCAUGAAGGUGGCUGAUGUUGAGGCUCUGUUGACCACCCAGAACAAACUCAGGACCUUAGUCCCCAACUUCACUUUCAACUUGGGCUUCUCGGGCAAGUUCUAUCAUACUGGGACAGAGGAGGAGGAUGCAGGGGACGACAUGCUGCUGAAGCACCGCAAAGAGUUCUGGUGGUUCCCCCACAUGUGGAGCCACAUGCAGCCACACCUGUUCCACAAUCGCUCCGUGCUGGCUGACCAGAUGAGGCUCAACAAACAGUUUGCUCUGGAACAUGGGAUUCCCACGGAUCUGGGGUAUGCUGUGGCCCCCCACCACUCGGGUGUAUACCCCAUCCACACGCAACUCUAUGAGGCCUGGAAAUCUGUGUGGGGCAUCCAGGUGACCAGCACUGAGGAAUAUCCCCAUCUCCGCCCUGCCCGCUACCGCCGUGGCUUCAUUCACAAUGGCAUUAUGGUAUUACCACGGCAGACGUGUGGACUCUUCACUCACACAAUCUUCUAUAAUGAAUAUCCUGGAGGCUCUCGUGAACUAGACCGGAGCAUCCGAGGUGGAGAGCUCUUUCUGACAGUGCUGCUUAAUCCGAUCAGCAUUUUUAUGACCCAUCUGUCAAAUUAUGGAAAUGAUCGGCUGGGCCUGUAUACCUUUGAGAGCCUGGUGCGUUUCCUUCAAUGCUGGACACGGCUGCGCCUACAGACCCUUCCUCCUGUCCCUCUUGCACGAAAGUACUUUGAACUGUUCCCUCAAGAGCGAAGCCCCCUUUGGCAGAAUCCCUGUGAUGACAAGAGGCACAAAGAUAUCUGGUCCAAGGAGAAAACCUGUGAUCGGCUACCCAAGUUCUUGAUUGUGGGACCCCAGAAAACAGGGACCACAGCUAUUCACUUCUUCCUGAGCCUGCACCCAGCUGUGACUAGCAGCUUCCCUAGCCCCAGCACCUUUGAGGAGAUUCAGUUCUUCAACGGCCCUAAUUACCACAAGGGUAUUGAUUGGUACAUGGACUUCUUCCCUGUCCCUUCCAAUGCCAGCACUGACUUUCUCUUUGAAAAAAGUGCCACCUACUUUGACUCAGAGGUUGUACCACGUCGGGGGGCUGCCCUUCUGCCACGAGCCAAGAUCAUCACUGUGCUCACCAACCCUGCUGACAGGGCCUACUCCUGGUAUCAGCACCAGCGAGCACAUGGAGACCCAGCUGCUCUGAAUUAUACUUUCUACCAGGUGAUUUCAGCCUCCUCUCAGGCCCCUCUGGCACUUCGCUCCCUGCAGAACCGCUGUCUUGUCCCUGGCUACUAUUCCACCCAUCUGCAGCGCUGGCUGACUUACUACCCCUCUGGACAGUUGCUGAUUGUGGAUGGGCAAGAGCUGCGUACCAACCCAGCUGCCUCAAUGGAGAGCAUCCAGAAGUUCCUGGGUAUCACACCCUUUCUGAACUACACACGGACCCUCAGGUUUGAUGAAGAUAAGGGAUUCUGGUGCCAGGGACUUGAAGGUGGGAAGACUCGUUGUCUGGGCAAAAGCAAAGGCCGGAGGUAUCCGGAUAUGGACACUGAGUCCCGCCUUUUUCUUAUGGAUUUUUUCCGGAACCACAAUUUGGAUCUGUCGAAGCUGCUAAGCCGGCUUGGACAGCCAGUGCCCUCAUGGCUUCGGGAAGAACUGCAACAUUCCAGUCUGGGCUGAUGUCCAGGCCUCCUGUACCAGCAAAAGUGCCCCGCUACCCUAAAGGGCAAGCCCAGAGCAGGGCCCACAAGGGGUAUUAGAGUGGCCCAGCCCCUGCCCCUUCUACCUCAGUGGCCCCCAGGCCUGGGAUGGCUGAGAAGGAAAGGGCAGUCCUUUCCCAUAGCUCUAGGGUCUUAUAAAGGGGCUUCCCUUGAUACCCCACAUCAUGGUACUACGCACCUUCAACCCAUGGUCUUUGAAGGUGGGUGAGAAUGAAAGGGUCCAGGCAAGGUGUAGAGGAACUUAUUAAUCCAGUGAAUUCCCUCUUCAUUCUCAGCAGUAUAUCUAUCUAUACCUGGCUAUGGGAGGGACCCCCCCCCUACUGUGGGAUCAAUGGGAUCUACCUGUGGCCCGGCCUCCCUAAUGUCAUUCACAUUGAAUGGGGAUGAGGCCGGACAGUGGCUCAUAGAGCUGAGUAUGAGCCCUGGCUGUGGGCUAGAAAUGUCCUUAAUAAACAUCCUUAUUUUUCUGUUU